GGGAGGGGCGAGCGGUUACUCACUCCAUGGCUGUGGAACAGAGAGGCGGCGGCGGCCUCCGCUGAAGAAAGAAGGCGGUAGCGAAGAGCGCAAGCGCGGAAGAAAACAGAUGCGCUUCUUUGCCAGUGCAGACAAAUGGCCUCUGCUUAAGGUUCCUCUUCAUUAAUUAGUACGAAGACAGCCAAUGUGGUGACUAAAUUUGGAAUCAGUGGCUUUUAAAGGACCCUGGCACCUUUAAUCUAACAGGAAUCAGGACAAAGCCACCAUCAUUCACCCCGUUUCCGCACACGCCCGAAGAUGACUUCUGUCCCGGGCUAACCAGAAAGGCCAUGGGCACUGAGAGGGCCCCCCAGAGCCAGCUGUGCAACACCAUCUCCCGCAGAGAGUUAUGGCCUCGUCGGCCCGGUACUUGCUUGUCCUGAUCUCCAUCUUCUUCAGCCUGGUGGCCUCCCUGGACUGGAAGACUUCCCAUAGCCAGGAUCCCUUUGAGAAAUGUAUGCAUGAUCCUGACUAUGAGGUGCUGCUCAAGGUUGUGACCUUGGGCCUCAAUCGAACCUCAAAGCCCCAGAGGGUGAUUGUGGUUGGUGCCGGUGUGGCUGGGCUGGUAGCUGCCAAGGUGCUCAGUGAUGCCGGACACAAGGUCACCAUCCUGGAGGCAGACAACAGGAUCGGAGGCCGCAUCCUCACCUACCGGGACCGGAAGACAGGCUGGAUUGGGGAGCUGGGAGCCAUGCGCAUGCCCAGCUCGCACAGGAUCCUCCACGAGCUCUGCAAGAGUCUGGGACUCAACCUGACCAAAUUCACUCAGUAUGAUGAGAACACGUGGGUAGAGGUCAACAACCUGAAGCUGCGCAACUAUGUGGUGGAGAAGAUGCCAGAGAAGCUGGGCUACAAGCUGCGCCCCAGGGAGAAGGGCCACUCGCCCGAAGAAAUCUAUCAGAUGGCUCUCAACCAGGCCCUCAAAGAUCUCAAGAAACUGGGCUGCAGAAAGGCAAUGAAGAAGUUUGAAAGGCACACGCUCCUGGAAUACCUCCUCGGGGAGGGGAACUUGAGCCAGCCGGCCGUUCGGCUCCUGGGAGACGUGAUGGCCAAGGACGGCUUCUUCUAUCUCAGCUUCGCGGAGGCCCUAAGGGCCCACAGCUGCCUCAGCGACCGGCUCCGGUACAGCCGCAUCGUGGGCGGCUGGGACCUGCUGCCGCGCGCGCUGCUGAGCUCGCUGUCGGGGCCAGUGUUGCUGCACGCGCCUGUCGUGGCGAUAACGCAGGGGGCGCACGAUGUGCGCGUGCACGUCGCGAGCUCGCGCGGGGCCCGGAGUCUGAAGGCCAUGACCGCGGAUGUGGUGCUGCUCACCGCGAGCGGGCCGGCGCUACAGCGCAUCGCCUUCUCGCCGCCGCUGACGCGCAGGGGGCAGGAGGCGCUGCGCGCGCUGCACUACGUGCCGGCCACCAAGGUGUUCCUGAGCUUCCGCCGGCCCUUUUGGCACGACGAGCACAUCGAGGGCGGCCACUCGAACACCGCCCGCCCGUCGCGCGUGAUAUUCUACCCGCCGCCGGGAGAGGGCGCGCUGCUUCUGGCUUCGUACACGUGGUCGGACGCGGCCACCGCCUUCGCCGGCCUGAGCCAGGAGGAGGCGAUGCGCGUGGCGCUCGACGACGUGGCGGCGCUGCACGGGACGAUCGUGUACCGGCUCUGGGACGGCAGCGGCACAAUCAAACGCUGGGCCGAGGACCCACACAGCCAGGGCGGCUUCGUGGUGCAGCCGCCGACGCCCUGGCAAGACGGAGGGGACGACGGGCAGGACUACGACUGGUCAGUCCCCUACGGCCGCAUCUACUUCGCCGGUGAGCACACGGCCUACCCGCACGGCUGGGUGGAGACUGCUGUCAAGUCGGCGCUGCGCGCGGCCGUGUUAAUCAACAGCCGCGAAGGGCACAGCUGCGAGGGGCACACGCUGGUCAACGAGGAGGGGCUCGUGCGCCAGGUGCCCAGCCGUCCCCGGUGCGAGUUCCAAAAGGCUGGUGCCACCCACGCUCCGGCCCCACAUGGGAUGACCGCUCAGCACACCAAGAGACCCGAGCAUUAAAAAUGUAUUUUCAGAAAAA
Molecule: messenger RNA, 2102 nt
Organism: Herpailurus yagouaroundi (jaguarundi)
Lineage: Eukaryota; Metazoa; Chordata; Mammalia; Carnivora; Felidae
Gene: IL4I1
Product: interleukin 4 induced 1
Exons: 10
Coding region: 389-2083 (564 amino acids)
Biological process (GO): amino acid catabolic process
Molecular function (GO): L-amino-acid oxidase activity
Source: RefSeq, a predicted model, not a curated record